CUCUCUCUCACAUGCAACCGUUGCGAAAUGGGCCCUGGUUCUUGAUGAGGCGCACGUAAAACUAAAAUCAGAGGAUUACAAGAUGCACUGCUUGUUAAGGCCCACCUACCCGAUCAAACCCAAAUCAAUCCCAUAUUUCCCGGCUAAAUCCAUACACAUUCCACGCCUAAACCCCACUUCUCUCUCUUCUUAUCUGCAAGAUCACAUCAAUUCAAAUUCCCCUUCAAACGGGCAAAAGAUCCACUCUCACAUCCUAAAAAUCGGAUUCAAACCCAACACCAACAUCUCCAUCAAACUCCUUAUUCUACAUCUUAAAUCAGGUUGCCUAUCCUAUGCACGCCGCGUGUUCGAUGAGAUGCCCAAACCAACCACAUCUGCUUAUAACUAUAUGUUAGCUGGCUACUCCAAGCACGGCCAAGAGCAAGAAUCCCUUGAUCUAAUCCGAAAAAUGGCUGCUUCGACAGAAAAACCAGAUGGGUUCUCGUUUUCGAUGAUGCUAAAGCUCUCUGCGUCGUUACUCUUGCUGGAUCUUGGGAAAUCAGUUCAUACCCAAAUAACGAAACUGGAUUUCGAGUCGGAUGAUGUUCUCUUCACUGCUCUUGUCGAUUCUUAUGCGAAGAAUGGGAAGAUUGAUUAUGCAAGAAGGGUGUAUGAUAAAAUGUCUGAGAGAAACGUGAUCUGUUCUACUGCAAUGAUUUCCGGAUACAUGAAACAUGGAUCUGUUACAAUUGCUGAAGAGAUUUUUGAGAAAACGAUCGAGAAAGAUACAGUGGUCUUUAAUGCAAUGAUAGAAGGUUAUAGCAAAACGAUCGAAACUGCCAAUAGAGCUCUAGAAGUCUAUAUAGAUAUGCAGCGGUUAGAUUUUCGGCCAACAAUCUCAACCUUCUCAAGCAUCAUUGGUGCUUGCUCUAUCUUGUCAGCAUUUGAAAUCGGUCAACAAGUUCACAGUCAACUCAUGAAGACUGAUAGUUUCAGCGAUGUGAAGCUGGGAAGUGCGCUUGUAGACAUGUAUUCAAAAUGUGGGAGAAUUGUGGAUGCGCGGAGGAUCUUCAACCACAUGCCAGAAAGGAAUGUUGUCUCGUGGACUUCCAUGAUUGACGGGUACGGCAAGAAUGGGAGUCCAAGUGACGCACUCCAACUCUUUGACAAGAUGCGUAGGGAGAACAAAACCAAACCCAAUUAUGUUACUUUCCUUAGCGCUCUAUCGGCUUGCGGACACUCUGGAUUGAUAUCGACCGGAUGGGAGAUUUUCAAUAGCAUGGAGAGGGACUACUCACUCAAACCGAGGAUGGAGCACUAUGCUUGCAUGGUUGAUCUUCUGGGACGUGCGGGGAGCUUGCAUCAAGCACUGGAUUUCAUUACGAAAAUGCCAGAGAGGCCGGACUCUGACGUAUGGGGGGCAUUGCUCAGCGCUUGUAGGUUGCAUGGGGAUGUGGAGAUGGCAGGAUUGGCAGCGAAUGAGCUUUUUAAGCUGAGUAGAGAUGGGAGGCCAGGGGCUUAUGUUGCUCUGUCUAAUACAUUUGCAGCUGCUGGGAGAUGGGAAGGUGUUAGUCAAGUGAGGGGAUUAAUGAAGGAGAGGGGAGUUUCUAAAGAUGCUGGGUGCAGCUGGGUUGGGACUGAUAGUGGUUUGUGUGGUUUUCAUGUUGGCAAAGGAAUGUGAAAACGAUUUGGUGUACGCUUGGUUUUUUGACUCGGUGACUUGGACUGAUUCGUUCAGUCUUGACUCGAAUCAUGACUUGGAUGAGUCAGGGGAUUAGUUGGACAAGUUGGGCUGAGUCAUCCUCUAUUCUUGAUACUGACUCACUCAUGGCGCUGAACCGAAUCGGCCUUGACCGAGUCUGAGUCGACUUGGCAUGAGUUGCAUCCAACUUGGCUGAGUGGUCAAUCCAUGUACAAGAAGAGUGAGAUGUGAGUCAGUCCUAUUGCUUGUAUGCAUCGUAAAUAUUUCUUUUCUGAUUUAUAACAAAAAUUUGUUAAAAGAGAGUCCACAGGGCUAAAGAGAACGAAGAUCGAUCAAGGCAAUAAUAAGAGUCUCCUGUCAAAGAGAAGAUCUAUAGAGUCCAUGGGCAAGAGAAUCAGUGUUACAAUUAGCCUCUCCAGGAAUAUGAUGGAAGUUAUUGCUCAGAGGGUGAGCACACAUCCUUAGACUGUUAUAGCUAAAAGCUAAAAGCUAAUAUGCAAAGGGCGAGCACAAGUUUUUGUACGUAUUGUGAAUUUUUGUUUGAAUGUGUAUCUGAUCUUGAAAGUAAGUUAUGGGUUUACUUGGGUAGCGUUUGGCUGUCCCAAAAUGGGGGUUGGCUGAACUUCCUAAGGCUGCAUUUGGGUGCACUGGUGAAUUUAAUUGCAAAGAAUUGGUUUGAUUGACAGGGAACGACCAGAAUCAAUGAUAUUUUCCGGUAAGUAGCCCUCCAAUUGAAGUUA
Molecule: messenger RNA, 2421 nt
Organism: Magnolia sinica
Lineage: Eukaryota; Viridiplantae; Streptophyta; Magnoliopsida; Magnoliales; Magnoliaceae
Product: pentatricopeptide repeat-containing protein At1g28690, mitochondrial
Exons: 1
Coding region: 83-1660 (525 amino acids)
Biological process (GO): RNA modification
Molecular function (GO): RNA binding; protein binding
Source: RefSeq, a predicted model, not a curated record